Molecule: messenger RNA, 825 nt
Organism: Aspergillus oryzae RIB40
Lineage: Eukaryota; Fungi; Ascomycota; Eurotiomycetes; Eurotiales; Aspergillaceae
Exons: 5
Coding region: 1-825 (274 amino acids)
Source: RefSeq, a predicted model, not a curated record
AUGCUUGAUUCUUGCCUGGACCUCAUUCAAGUUAUAUGGUAUGCGGUCACUAAGAUCACUUCAGAUGGGUUCGAACAUGCAGGCUAUGGCUACCACAUUUCGCAACUCCCGCUAUCCGUGCUGAGUAGGUUUCGCAAGCUCGCCUUGCUUAUGCUUUACUAUCGACUCCUACAGGCUACGCACCCGCUCUACGUAUACAUUAUAUACGCGGUCGGCUUCAUCAUUGCAGGAUAUAGUCUGGCACUUCCUCUGGCAUUGAUAUUCGGCUGCAGCCCUAUUCAAAAGAGCUGGGACAUCACUAUUACGACGGGCUCCUGCAUCAACACAGCGGGAGUCUAUCUUGCAACUGCUAUCACUAACACGAUCAGUGAUGUCAUAUUGCUACUGCUUCCGAUCCCCGUUGUAUGGGGUCUCCGGCUACCCGUCAUUCAGAAAGUAGGGGUGCUUUGUAUGUUUGGUGUUGGAUUCUUAACCACCAGUAUAAGUAUCGUGCGCUUAGCAACGUUGAUGCCUCUGGUCACGUCGCAAGACCAGACGCGUGAUAUCGCUUUAGCAGCUAUAUUCAUCGAUAUCGAAGCCAACACCAUCAUCAUAUGCGGCUCUUUCCCCUAUUUACGCCAAUUUCUGCGAUACCAUGCUCCGCGGUGGAUGGAUUAUAGUCUGAGCUCGCGACGGAAAUCCUCUUCGACAGAGUCGCCAUCGGCUCAAAUGCGGAAGCCUGGUCUCACCCAACUCCAGGAUGAUAUCGAAAGGGCGAUCAAUAAUACGGAUGGGAUGACCAGCGUGGAAGGGAAUUUAGAACGCGGGCCCAGAGAAGUCCUAUAG